Molecule: messenger RNA, 2663 nt
Organism: Vollenhovia emeryi
Lineage: Eukaryota; Metazoa; Arthropoda; Insecta; Hymenoptera; Formicidae
Product: adenosine deaminase CECR1-like
Exons: 4
Coding region: 672-2216 (514 amino acids)
Biological process (GO): inosine biosynthetic process; adenosine catabolic process
Molecular function (GO): adenosine deaminase activity
Source: RefSeq, a predicted model, not a curated record
GAAAUAUAACAAAAAGUGUAUAUCGAAUCACAUUUAUAAGCUUGCAGCUUUCUUUAAUUCCAAAAGUAAUAAAAUCUGACACUAGCACGUGAUCUUUUAUUCUUGGACAGGUGUCCCAUUGAUUUUAGAUGCAUCCUCCGUUGACAGUUUUAAGUUCGCCUUCCGAUGGAAAAUAAACGAUUCCAGAUCACUCUGGAAAUUUCAGAACCUGAAUCUGCAGCGAGAGAAACGAAUGGUCUUUCUCUUCUUUAAUAUUUAUGAUAUACGAAGCAUUCACUUUGUGCGUAAUAUCAGCGCGUCAUACAUGCAGGUGCGAAAUUUCAUUAAUUACGACUCGAAUAAUUUUACACUGCGAUGCGCAAAUCGCCCAAUAUGUUUAAAAUUCUGUCACACCUGAUUUAUACGGAGGAUCAAUAGACACAUGUGUCACUGGUCGUCGACUCAGGUGGUCAACGGUGCCAACGAGUUUACUGGUCACGCUCGUGCACACGUUCCUCCACGUUUAUCUAUAAUGGUGAUCACGGUGGUAAGAGUCACUCAGUGAAGAUCGAGCAGCCGCGACGAUCACAUCCCACGGAUCUAUCGAUCACGGGCCGCGCACGAUUUUUCAACGAGGUGUCUCGCCGGGCCAAAACUCGACGAUAGAUCGUGGCGGUAGAUUCUCCACGACCAUGGCCAGGGUAGUCUUGUUCACUUUGGCGAUCUUGAUCUGCGGCCAGGCGACCUAUGUGCACCCCAACUACGUCACCCUAUCGAAACGGGGGCCUGGGCUCCCGACGGUGAACAUGUACUGGUUUAAGCGACAGCGACUGCUGGCGGAUGAGAAACAACAGUCCCUGGGUGGCAAACUGCAACUCAGUCCCGUCGAGACGAAGGCCAAUAAUGUCCUAAUGAGGGCCAAAAGGCGAGAGAUCUACGAUGGUUUCAUUACCGGCGACAGCUUCUUGCCGUCGCGCAACUUCAUGGAAGUGAUACCGAAGAUCGAGAAGUCCGAGGUGUUCAGGAUCCUGCGCGACAUGCCCAAGGGCGCCGUCCUCCACGCUCACGAGUCCGCCAUCGCCUCGUUGGACUAUCGGCUCUACAACCUCACCUAUCGCGCAAAUCUGUACGUGUGCGAGGAGAACGACUUGCAGCUCAAGUUCUUCAACACGACCAGCGACGAUUGUGACUGGCAGUUACUGAGCGAGGUACGGCAAGACCCAGCCCGGGCCGACGCUAUUAACGAGAAGAUCAGGCAGUCUCUGACCAUGGUCGUGGAAAACCCGAAAAGCGUCUACACCACGGUCGACAAGGCUUGGGAGAAGUUCAACAGCAUCUUCAAGUUCAUGAGGCUGAUCGUGUCGUACCGACCCGUCUACGAAGACCUCUUCUAUCGCAGCCUCCUGGAGCUCUACGAGGACAACGUGAUGUACGCGGAGAUACGAGCCACGUUAUCGUCGAUAUAUGAGCUCGACGGCAAGACGUGUGGGCCGUUGGAGAUGCUGAAGAUCCACAAGGACGUUAUUAAUAGGUUUAAGAAGGAUUACCCCGACUUCGUUGGCGCCAAGAUCAUAUACGCGCCGCAACGUGGCGUCGACGACGAAAAAAUGGACUACUACCUGAAGACGUUGACGCAGAUAAGGCAACUCUAUCCGGAUUUGGUGGCCGGUUUCGACCUGGUUGGCCAGGAGGACAAGGGAAAGCCCCUCACCGAAUUUGCCGACAAACUGAACGCCGUUGACCCGAACGUCAAGUACUUCUUCCACGCCGGCGAAACGAACUGGAACGGAGCGUCCACCGACAUGAAUCUCUUCGACGCUUUCUUGCUCAACACCAAACGCAUCGGUCACGGAUACGCGCUAACGAAGCACCCGCUCCUAUGGAAGUUCGCGCAGCAGUUAGGAGUCGCGGUGGAGGUCUGCCCUAUCUCGAACCAGGUUCUCGGUCUCGUGGAGGACAUGCGGAAUCAUCCCGCGGCCAGUUUGUUCGCGUCGGGCUCGCCCGUGGUGGUCUCCAACGACGAUCCCGGGCUCUGGGGUGCCAAGGGACUGAGCUACGACUUCUACGAGGCCUUCAUGGGUAUAAUGAGCGCCACCUCAGAUCUCAGGAGCCUCAAGCAGCUGGCGAUGAACUCGUUGAUUUACAGCAGCAUGAAUAAACAAGAGAAGCGGCAGGCGCUGUGCCAGUGGCAGGUCAAAUGGGACGCCUUCGUAGGCAAACUGGCCCAAUCGGCCUAAAAACGACGGAUCGGAACAAACGCAAAAAGCACCUCGUUCCUCUUCGUAUCAUUGGUAUGCGAAAAGAGGCAAGUCAGCGCGAAGAUGAAAGGAUAUUGUCGACAGAACGACAGUACGGUGCCAUAAGCAAUCCGUUAAGAUAUUCUUAGAACGUUUCAUAGACAAUAGUUUUAUCUUGGAGCGUCUUGUGUUCUGCCACGUUUUUAGGGAAACAAGUACCGCCGAAACUGUGCAUCAAUUUUAUGGAACAGCAUUUUGUCUUAUAGAAUUCUUAUCGGAAUUCCAUACGAAUCGCCACUACCUCAUUGCGUUCCCAGAUAGCAAUGCGUGUCUAAAAGGCAUCUUUAAGAGGGUGUUGUCUUGUUUAAUGCAUCUGACGAUUCACCGCUAUAUUUGUAAUAUGCGUCCAAUGGAUAUUACGUUUGUUACGAAGAAGCCCUGCUUUUG